AUGUCCUCAGCAGCGAAGACAGCCACCACUAGCACCUUUUCUAGGCGAGCACCCGUCGCUCCAUCACUUCCCACUAUCCCCACCAUCACUUCCAUAUCAACCUUGUCGACCUUACCCAACACUUACCGAACCAAACUACCUCCACCGUCUAGGGGACACACAAUCACUCACCCAGUGAUGCCUCCAAAACCUACCACAGAGAGAUAUAAGAGUGUCCAGGCGUCGUACCAGUCCAAGACAAAGACUGAGACGAAGAACGCUGUCCGGACCACUGAAAAGAAGAAGAGGGUGAACGCCACCCAGGCCCCACCUCAGGCGCGCCCUCCACUUCCCCCUCCCUCACCCAAAAAGGAGGAGAGGCCAAAGGGUGAUCGAGCUAGGGAGCUGAGCUACCGUUAUACGUAUAGGAAGAGGCAGGUCACGAUAAGGCGCUGA
Cryptococcus wingfieldii CBS 7118 is the source of this 435-nucleotide messenger RNA. RefSeq lists its product as hypothetical. The coding region runs from base 1 to 435 and encodes 144 amino acids. The transcript has a single exon. The record is from RefSeq and is a predicted model, not a curated record. NCBI's taxonomy places the organism in Eukaryota, Fungi, Basidiomycota, Tremellomycetes, Tremellales, Cryptococcaceae.